GGCGCCGGGCCCCGCCGCCUCCCUGCGGGCCGAGGCCUGGCGGCUGUGGUGGGCCGGGAGCGGAGCGGGGCCGGCCUGGCCGCCCCCCGCUGCCCGGAGGCAAGGUCGAAGGUCGAGGUCUUCCUGUAUUGGCGUGCCUCCUCUGGACGGCUGGUGGGGUAAAAGCCUUGCGGGGAGCUGAGCAGCCACGCUUUUUGGCUUCCCAGCUCACAGUGGCACCCUGUUUUGUUGUUUGCCAUUUCCCUGCAGGAUUAUGGUGCUGUGUUUUCUAAGCAGAGCCAUGCAUCUAGCAAGAUAUUCAUCCCGUCUACUGGGAAGACAACUGUGUUCAGCCAGUGCAAAUAAGCCAGUGUUGACUUUGUUCACCAAGAAACCUUGCCCUCUGUGUGAUGAAGCAAAAGAAGUGCUCGAGCCAUAUAAGAGAAGGUUUAUUUUGCAGGAAGUGGAUAUUACCCUUCCAGAGAACUCUGCAUGGUAUGAUAAGUACAAAUAUGACAUACCUGUUUUCCAUUUAAAUGGAAAGUUCCUAAUGAAGCAUCGAGUAGACAUUCAAAAGUUUGAGGAGCAGCUUUCAAAGCUGGAGUUGCAUAAUGACAGAAACCAUUGAAGAAAAUGCAACUGUUCUCAUAUGAUUCUGAAAGGACUGUGCAAAAUAAAUGGCAUGAAAAAAAACAGUGUUCAUUAUCUGGCCUUACUUUUAUUGGAACUUACAGUACCCCUGUCCUAAAAAAAUAGAGUGACUUAUAUUUUAUUUUGUAUUAGUCAACCAUACACAUAGCCCCACAAGCAGCCUUUGCUGUGCCUGCUGCAUCUAUUGUUAUCCUGGACUGGCUUUUCAUUGACAAAAAAAAAUGUUGCUCCCUAGCAGCAGAUAAAAUGAAAUAUGCAUUGAGAUUGUUAGUACAUGUAAGUUGCAAGUCUUUAAGAGACAUGAAGAAAUUGAGGAGUGUAUCCUAAAUGCUGAUUUUGAAAUGGGGAAGAGGUCUGUAAAUGCACUGUAAAUGAAAAGGACACUUGAUUAAGGACAGCACACUCUCAGUGAAACAGUCAUACCUCUAGAACAAUCAGCACAAUUUGAUAUAGCUGUUACUCAUAUGUGAACACCAAGUGGAUUUUUUUUCUUCUCAUGGGAUGAAUGUGUUGCACUUAAGGCUAUCGUAUCUACUACAGCAAGCUUUUGUCUUAGUAUUUGAACUACUCCCAGUCACUUCUGAGAAAGAAAUAAGGAAAAAAAAAAAGUGUAAUAGAGCAAAAAGAAGAAAAUCUGUAAUGGAAACAACAUUUAUUAGCUCCAAACCAAUUUCUACUAGUGCCACCGAUUUCAGACUAUAAAAUGGAAGCAAGAAACCCAGAGAGUUUCUUCAAAAUUUUCCAAGCAAUCAACACAAAAACAACACAAAGGCAAUGGGAAUUCUCCCUUACAUUCCAAUUACAUUCUAAAACAAAAGCCAUGCUAAUACACUAUCUUCUGCUCUGCUUAGGGAUGCUUGUGGCAUGAUUCUCCAUCAUUACAAACCCAGUGAGCAGAGAAAACUUGUUUCUCUAAUUGUGUUAUGGGAACAGUGGUUGGGCCUCUGGGCUAGAGUUCUGUGGUAAUUCAGUCCAGUCUUUAUGUUUUCUGACAGAAAGGAAUCACAUUUAGUUACACUCUGCAACACAACUGCAAAUCCAUUUAUCAUUUGGCAACAACAUUCUUUUAUGGAGGGGUUCUGUUAGUACAUUAUUGGUGAUGAAAAAAUGUGUUGUGGACAUACAGAAUGCCUAAGUUAAAUUUCAGGAGCAGAAGAAAGGCAAAUUAAGUCAACUGUUCUAAGCUGAAUAGUCUGUAAUAUACACCGAAGAAAGGUCUACUUCAGCUCUACUUAAUAGAACCUCCUAAACAGAAGCUAAUCUACACCUGCUGCAUUUCUAUUCUUUCUGUCAUUGUAAUAUUCAUUCUUCUCUACUUAUUAAGAAUUUAAACAAUUUUAAUAGAUGUAGUCUUCACAGGGAGAAAAAUCCAGACACAAAACCUGGUUAGGACAGCAGAUUGAAAUUCACUGGGAUUCACUACAGGCUUAAGCUUUUAGGGUAUGGUUCAAUAAGAAAUGAGCUAAUCUUCUAUUGUGAAAGUAGGCACAUGGUCCCAUCCGGCAUCUUCAGCCAAUGAGGAUGAAUUUUGCAAGAUCAAAUUUUGCGGGAGGGGCAGAAAUUAAAACUUUCUUCCAGUUCAGCAGCUUGAAUCUACUUUGCAAGGGGUAUGAAAAUGUCUGAGUGUUGCCAGAACAGAGAUCUGUGCCCUUCAUAGAGCAUAGUUCAGGAACAUCAUCUAACUACACCCUGAGAUUUGCUUCAGAGGACUUCAGAAAACUUCAUUUCAUAGUAAUUCCUUCUCUUCAAGAAGACUGCGGAAAGAGAAAAGCAUCAGUCCUGUGGUGGAUUUACUAGAUUUGCAAGAACUCAAGAGCCAGCUUAGAAGUUUAAGCAUCUCAUUAAACCUGUUUCAACUUUUUAUCAGAAACACUGAUUAAAUGUUUGGUCCAAAACUGAAA
Messenger RNA from Anas platyrhynchos (mallard), 2531 nucleotides. The record is from RefSeq and is a predicted model, not a curated record. NCBI's taxonomy places the organism in Eukaryota, Metazoa, Chordata, Aves, Anseriformes, Anatidae.